Ogataea haglerorum is the source of this 1740-nucleotide messenger RNA. RefSeq lists its product as uncharacterized. The transcript has a single exon. The coding region runs from base 1 to 1740 and encodes 579 amino acids. Gene Ontology annotation, biological process: rRNA processing. The record is from RefSeq and is a predicted model, not a curated record. Lineage: Eukaryota; Fungi; Ascomycota; Pichiomycetes; Pichiales; Pichiaceae. Gene Ontology annotation, molecular function: RNA binding. Gene Ontology annotation, cellular component: nucleus.
AUGGCUAAAGACAAGAAAAAGGAGGUUGUCACUCAGGACCCUCGGUUUGCGAAAGUGUACAGUGACCCGAAGUUCAGACUCCCGAAACGCAAAGACCUGAAGGUUGCUGUGGACGAACGUUUUACAAAGGAGGAGUUGAAGCUGGGAAAGAAAAGGAAGCUAGACAAGUACGGACGUAAGAUAAAGGAGGACAAAAAGGACGAUUUUGAUAAAUUCUACAAGAGGGAGGGCGAACAAAGUGAAGAAGAAGAGAGUGAAAGCGAGAGCAAUAGUGAGAGCGAGCUAAGUGAGUCUGCAUCCCACAUUCUAGACAGAGCAAGAGGACUUGUGUCUGAAGAAUCAUCCUCUGACGAGAGCGACAGCGAGGACGGUAGCGAGCUUGUCAGCGAAGGAGAUAGCGAAGAGAUUCAACUUGAAGAUGAACCUCCAGAAGGAGAGCCAACGAGUACGUUUGCGGUCGUGAACCUUGAUUGGGAUCACAUAAAUUCCGCAGACCUUUUUGCUACCUUUAUGGGAUUUGUCCCCAAAGGAGGAAAAAUUCUUUCUGUGAGCAUAUAUCCCUCUGAGUAUGGAAAACAGCGCAUGCAGCAGGAACAGAUAGAAGGCCCUCCAAAGGAAUUAUUCAAGUCGAAGAAGGUGGAAAGCGAUUCGGACGACGAGGAGGACCUAGACCUGGCCAAAGCAGCUAAAAAGCUUUACACGGAAGACGACGGGAUCGAUUACAACUCUAAGGCUUUACGACUAUACCAACUUCAGCGACUCAGAUACUACUAUGCUAUCGUGAGGUGUGACAGUGUGCAAACAUCGCGUGCUAUCUAUGAAAAUUGUGAUGGAACUGAAUACGAGUCGACUGCCAAUCACUUUGAUCUUCGUUAUGUUCCUGAAGAUAUGACAUUUGAUGAUGCUCCCAGAGACGAGUGCACGAAGGUUCCGUCCAAUUACAAGCCUAACUCAUUUACCACCGAUGCGUUGCAGCACUCCAAGGUGAAACUCACAUGGGACGAGACUCCUGCGGAACGUCUUGCAAUGGCUUCCAGAGCAUUCUCGCAGAAGGAGAUUGAUGACAUGGACUUCAAAGCUUAUCUGGCCUCUGACUCUGAGGAGAGUGACAAGGAGGCUGUCAGCAAGUACAAAAGCCUCGUUUCCGAGGUGUUAGAGAAGAAGGAUGAGAACGAUGUUGACAUGGAGAUAACUUUCACCCCAGGCCUAGCGGGACAGGAGGAAGAGAAAGAGAACGAGGAAACAACGAUAGACAAAAUUAAGAGAAAAGAGAAAGAGAGACGGAAGAAACGCAAGGAAAAGUUGAAGGAACUGAAGAAGGCAGCGGAAGAGGAAAAGAAGGAACGCAAGAAGGCUGGCAAAGCUCAGAAACAAGACUUGGACGAAAAGAAAAAGGCCGAAUUGGAACUGCUAAUGAUGGAUGAGGACAAGGGACCUGAACAUGAACAUUUCGACAUGAAGCAAAUGUUGAAGGAGGAGAAGAAGAAGCGCAAGGACAAAAAGAACAAGAGCAGCGCCAAGCAAUCGGAGGAGACUGCCAAUUCAGUUGACAUUGAUGACAACGACGACCGUUUCAACGAGAUCUUCGAGGACCAUGCCUUUGCCAUUGAUCCAACGCACUCUGAGUUCAAGCGCACUGCUACCAUGGAGAAGCUGAUGAAGAAGCGCAAGGCUAAGGAGCCUCGAGAAAAGAACGAGAAGUUGGGAGACCUGGUUCAGAAAAUCAAGCGUCGUAAAUAG